AUGGUCCCAUCUGCCUCCCCACCACUACCACACCCACCCCUCCACCCACGCCCCACCACACCCCGCCCCCUCCACCCACACCCCACCACUACCACGCACCCUCCACCCACACCCCACCACUACCACGCCCCGCCCCACCACUACCACGCCCCCUCCACCCACACCCCACCACUACCACGCCCCCUCCACCCACACCCCACCACUACCACGCCCCGCCCCACCACUACCACACCCCUCCACCCACACCCCACCACUACCACGCCCCCUCCACCCACGCCCCACCACAACCACGCCCCGCCCCACCACUACCACACCCCUCCACCCACACCCCACCACUACCACGCCCCCUCCACCCACACCCCACCACUACCACGCCCCGCCCCACCACUACCACACCCCUCCACCCACACCCCACCACUACCACGCCCCCUCCACCCACGCCCCCACCACUACCACGCCCCGCCCCACCACUACCACACCCCGCCCCACCACUACCACGCCCCACCACUACCACGCCCCUCCACUACCACACCCCUCCACCCCCGCCCCCCACCACUACCACGCCCCACCACUACCCACCCCGCCCCACCACUACCACACCCCUCCACACCACACCCCGCCCCCUCCACCCACACCCCUCCACUACCACACCCCGCCCCCUCCACCCACGCCCCACCACUACCACACCCCACCACUACCACACCCAGCCCCCUUCACCCAACCCAGCCCCCUCCACUCCACCCACCCCAGCCCCCAUCUUGUAUCCUUCCUUCAGAACAGCUCUGCUGA
This is a messenger RNA of Oncorhynchus masou masou (cherry salmon), 789 nucleotides long. RefSeq lists its product as uncharacterized. The transcript has a single exon. Lineage: Eukaryota; Metazoa; Chordata; Actinopteri; Salmoniformes; Salmonidae. The record is from RefSeq and is a predicted model, not a curated record. The coding region runs from base 1 to 789 and encodes 262 amino acids.